This is a messenger RNA of Coregonus clupeaformis (lake whitefish), 1358 nucleotides long. Its product is annotated as protein sprouty homolog 4-like. Gene Ontology annotation, cellular component: cytosol; membrane. Gene Ontology annotation, biological process: negative regulation of Ras protein signal transduction; multicellular organism development; negative regulation of MAP kinase activity. The record is from RefSeq and is a predicted model, not a curated record. NCBI's taxonomy places the organism in Eukaryota, Metazoa, Chordata, Actinopteri, Salmoniformes, Salmonidae. The transcript has 2 exons. Bases 342 to 1307 code for a protein of 321 amino acids.
GGAGUCCUCCCAUUCAUAAAAAUGUAACCCCCGCAUUUGAGUUCUGAGACGUUGUGCCCUCCCAUUCACUAAAAAAUAUGUCAAGGCAUCUGCGCAGUACGUUCUUCACCCUCCCAUUCAUAAAAACCAAUUUCCCCAUGUAGUUGCAACAUUGUAUCAAAAAGCCUGUGUCCUCACUGCAGUAAGCAUCGAAUGGAUAGUGUUCAAUAAUUUUUGGCUUUGAGUUUUUUCUUUACUUGGGAGAAAUAUCUUUGGAAUAUACAUGCAGUCUUCGAGCUCAACAGAGAAAUGCGCUGCUAGUCUGGAAAAGACUGCUAGAUGUUGAGCUCUUUGUUUACUGUAUGAGGGACACAACCACACAGAUGGAGUCGAGGGUUCCCCACCACAUCCCCGGAGUGUCUUCCUCCACUAUAUCCCAGCCGUUGCUGGACAGUAGGGUUCCCUAUGGAAGGCUACAGCACCCACUCACCAUCUUCCCCAUCGACCAGAUGAAGUCCUCUCAUGUGGAGAACGAUUAUAUUGACAGUCCCGCUGUGGUCUCCCAGCAACCCCCCAGCCAGAAGGCUGUCAACAGGGGGGCCCACGAGGCACUGCUAGGGGCCCCCCACCACCCCCAACUGGCACGCAGCAACCCUCACGAUGCCACCACACACCCCUGGAUAACCUUCAGCGGGCGGCCCAGCUCCAUCAGCAGCAGCAGCAGCACCUCGUCAGACCAGAGGCUGCUGGACCACGCAGCCCCAACGCCUGUGGUGGACCGCAGCUCCACCGUAGUCACCACCAGGACCCCCUGCUGCGAGCCCAAAGCGCUCACCUCAAAGCCCCUGGACCUAAAGGCUGCUGCCCAGGGGGCCGUGGUGGUUGACAAGAAGCACAUGCUGCUGUGUGAGAUUUGUGGGAAGUGCCGGUGCACCGAGUGCACCCUGCCCCGGACCCUGCCCUCGUGCUGGGUGUGCAACCAGGAGUGCCUGUGCUCAGUGCAGAGCCUGGUGGACUCAGCCACCUGCAUGUGCCUGGUCAAGGGCAUUUUCUACCACUGCACAGAGGACGAGGAUGAUGAGGGCUCUUGCGCCGACCGCCCGUGCUCCUGCCACCAGUCUAACUGCUGUGCGCGCUGGUCCUUCAUGGCAGCCAUGUCCCUGGUGCUGCCCUGUUUGGUGUGCUACCUACCUGCCAUGGGCUGUGUCAAACUGUCGCAGAAGUGCUACGACAAAACCAGCCGCCCGGGCUGCCGCUGCAAGAACUCCCAGCAGGCCUGUAAGAGCAUGGAGGCCAAGGCUGGAGGCCAGGAGAAACAGGCCUCAUGAUAGUCACUGGCUGUUGCCUUAUCAAUACCCUCUGGAUAGGACAAUCCCCCC